AAAACGAGAGAGAGACCUAGAGAGAGUGAGAGAGAGAGAGAGCGCUGGAGAGCGCUGGAGCGAGUGCGCUUGUGUGUGUGUGCGUCGCUCUCCCCCUCACGCACUCCUCAGCACACUUCUCGGGAACCUAGAGCUUCUUCACUUCACUCGUCUUCUCCAUCUCUCCAGCAGCCGUUCAGUAGGGAUUUUAGAAUUUUUCUUUUUCAGUCCAUCCAUCCAUUCACUCUGUACAGCAUGCACCUGUAUUUUUCAUUAUCUCCUUCUCCAGCAGUCGUCCAGCAAGGAUCUUAGAGCUUCUGACCGUCAGACCACCUUCCAAGACUGUCUCUUUCUCCAGCAGUCGUCCAGCGAGGAGCGUUUCCCGUCCGUCUCCCAUCCAGACUGUCUUUUUCAUUCACAUUCCUUUUGCAGUCCAUCCAGCGAGGAACUUAAGAGUUUUUCCUUUGGUCAUCCACCCACCUUCCACCCACCCGGACUGUCUCUCAGUCUUCAGACCCCCCUGCCCCGUCCAGCAGUCAAAAUUUCGGCCCCCGGCAGACCCACCCUGGCCGCCCAGCCGCUGCCGCGCCUCAGCCUGGGCAGGAAGACCCUGGUGGCGGCCGCUGUCGGGGUCAUGCUGGUCCUGGUGCUGGUGGUGCUCAUCCCAGUGCUGGUCAGCUCCGUGGGCGCCGACGGCAGCAGCAGCGGCCACUAUGAGAUGCUUGGCACGUGCCGCAUGGUGUGUGACCCUUACCUGAGCAAAGGGGGCGCCGCCGUCGCCACGGGAACCGCCAGCACAGGCUCAUCUUCCUCCGCUCAGGCCGAGGCCGAGGCGCUGGCGGCCGACCACAGCAGCACCAACCUGCUCCCGCCCUCCACGCUCGUCCAGGGGCCGCAGGGGAAGCCGGGACGGCCGGGCAAACCGGGACCCCCGGGACCUCCGGGACCUCCCGGAGAGCCAGGCCCACCGGGUCCGAUGGGGCCCCCGGGGGACCGAGGGGACCGGGGUCGGAGCGUCAUGGGGUCUGGAAGCAACGGAGCUAUCAGCACGGUCACCUACAACACACAGCCGCGAGUGGCCUUCUACGCCGGACUCAAAAACCCCCACGAGGGCUACGAGAUCCUCAAGUUCGACGACGUGGUCACCAACCUCGGCAACAACUACGACGGCGUCUCCGGGAAGUUCAUCUGCAGCGUGCCGGGCACCUACUUCUUCAUCUACCACGUCCUGAUGAGAGGCGGCGACGGCACCAGCAUGUGGGCCGACUUGUGCAAGAACGGACAGGUGAGAGCGAGCGCUAUAGCCCAGGACGCCGAUCAGAACUAUGACUAUGCCUCCAACAGUGUGAUCCUUCACCUGGACGCUGGAGAUGAAGUCUACAUCAAACUGGACGGAGGCAAAGCCCACGGCGGCAACAACAACAAAUACAGCACUUUUUCUGGCUUCAUCCUGUACACUGACUGAACUGCAGAGAGUAAACGAGAGAAGGAAGGGAGAAGAGGAGGACUUUGGGGGAGGGAAAAGCAGGAAGGAAAGAGAAAGAAGGAACCUUGACCAUCCAAGCGUUUUAUUUUCACAGGAUCUCUCCGUUGCUUCAACCAUCUUUUCGCUCAAAUGCAGUUUCCACAGAUGGACCGGACUGAGAAGCCCUCGUCGGACAGAGGUUGUUGGUUCUUCUCUGUUUCUUGACUGAAUCACCUUAUUCGAACAAAAAAGGAAGAAACUGUUCUGUCUUUCGUUCGUGAAAAAAGACCAGGGCUUUUUCUUUCUUGUUCAGAGACCUCUGGAGUGACUUUGAUCGGCAGAGAUCCUUUUUUUCUCGUUGUCGUUUCUCGUGCUUCUCCCUAGCAUAUCUCACUUUGCGUCCUCGAAUACCUAUCUAUGAAAAAAACGAGAUUGUUCCAACAUAU
Colossoma macropomum (tambaqui) is the source of this 1890-nucleotide messenger RNA. It is a transcript of the gene c1ql1l2, whose product is annotated as C1q-related factor. The coding region runs from base 614 to 1444 and encodes 276 amino acids. Gene Ontology annotation, molecular function: protein binding. The record is from RefSeq and is a predicted model, not a curated record. The transcript has 2 exons. Lineage: Eukaryota; Metazoa; Chordata; Actinopteri; Characiformes; Serrasalmidae.